AUGAACAUUUUGAAGAAGUUUAUGGAUUCCGGGAACAGGCCAGAGCUCAUUACCAUACCUUCAGGGCAGUUUAAUCUUUUGAGGUCAAAGAGUUCACCUAAAGCUGCUUUAGAAUGUAUCUACAAUAAUUCUAUUCUAAGUGUUCGCAAAGUUGGCAGGUUUGAUUACGAAUUGGCUGUUUAUAGGGUAGAAGAUGAUAAUGAAGCUGGUACAGGAGAUGAGUCUGAGAAUUUUGAGGAUGACAGUAUCAGUGUUUUAUCCACACAAUCUAAAAAAAAGGAAGAGGAGUGGAGCUUUGAAAUAACGGAUAAAAUUAUGUUUCACAAGACCUGGGAUGAACAAGGAAACAUAGCGCUCGUAUGGGAGAAUUUGGUUGGUGAUGAGCAAGAUGAAAAGGUUCAAUUUGUUGUUGCUACUGAUGUUUCGAUGUCUGAUGUGGAGCAAUUUAUACAAACUGUUUACCGGUGUCAAUAUGAAGUAAGAUAUAAAAAAUCCUCUUUCACUGCUUCAGCAGAUGACUUGAAGCAGAUAGAACACAAAUCGGCAAGUCUAUUUGUUCAAGAUGAGGAUGGGACAGACUCAAGUUCAGACGAUUUUCAAGAUGCUAAUGACUUAUAUUUUGAACAAAAAGAAGACCAUGACUUACUGGCAAGAACCCCUUCUCCAUUGAGGAGGGUACCUGAAGGAAAAAAUCUGUGCUUAAUCAUGUCUGGUUUAUACGUUUAUGAUCCGAUUCAAGAAAUGUUUGUUUUACAGGAUCCUGCGGUUAAAGUAGCGAUUAUCGACACUGGGAAAUACGAGUUUUGGCUGGCUAUAGAAGGUAAAGAUACCCGUCUGGGCACCCAAGUUGCUCCGAAUAUCAACCCUACCUUUGAACUGGCAACAGAUGCAUUUCUUUUCAAUUAUACACUACAAAAUAUUACUCUGUCCUACAUGUUGAAGUUCAAGAACUUGGAUAAAUGUAUUCAAUUCAGAUCUGUUUGGGUAGAAUGUCUGUGGAUGUCUUUGAACAAAGAAACCUGGAAGGAUCUUCCUGAUAGGGAGAGAGAUUAUAUUUUAGAUUCAUCGUCUGUACCAUUGGAAAAGCAGUUUGAUGAUAUUUUACACUUGGGUGAGAGUCCUAACGAAAAAAGGAACGAAGAAUCAAGUGAAAGUGAAAGUGAAAGUGAAGACGAAGUGGACGGAAAAGAGCACUCCAAAAGAAUUGUUUCCUCUGAAGCCUUUGAAGAACCAAAACGUGCAACUUCAAAGGGUAAUAGCUCCUUAACAAUUGCUUUCAGAAAUAAUAGAUCGUAUGUUACAAGAGACAACAAAAUUGGUGUAUUCAAAACAGAUGAUGAUGAUGAUUUAUUAGAAUUUGUUACUGCCAUCAAAAAUGUUUCUGAUUUGGGCGGUAAAAGUAUUGAUCCUCAUAAUCCAAUGCUGUAUAUGGAAGAUCGUAACCUGAUCCUAACUGACGGUCAGAAUGAAAAUAGGCUCUACAAGAUGGAUAUAGAAAGAGGAAAGGUGGUAGAAGAAUGGACUACAGGUGACAAGAAUGUUGUUCAAUACGGUCCGGCCAAGAAAUUCGACCAAAUGACACCAGAACAGACAAUUGUGGGUGUUUCACAAAAAGGCGUUUUCAAAAUAGAUCCUAGAAUUAGUGGAAAGAAUAAAAUAGUCGCCGAUCAGUCCAAAGACUAUGUCGGGAAGUAUAACUUUAGUUCCAUCGGAACCACAGAGGGUGGUUAUAUCGCCAUCGGCUCAGAAAAGGGUGAUAUAAAACUGUAUGAUAGGUUGGGUAUUAGAGCAAAGACCGCUAUACCUUCACUCAGCCAAGCGGUUAAGUAUAUCACUAUAUCAGCUGAUGGCAAAUGGUUGUUAGCGACUUGCGAGAGUUCUUUGCUUUUAAUGGAUCUAGAAAUCAAGGAGGGCAAAAAUGCUGGUAACAUUGGAUUCUUGAAGUCAUUCCCAGCAAGUGAAAAUGUCAAAACGUAUGUUCUGAAAAUACGACCAGAACAUUCAGCAUCCAUAUUGACAUACACAAAGAAACCCAUUAGCUUUACGAAGGCUUCCUUUAACACCGGUAUAGGCCAAAGGGAACAAACGAUUGUUACCUCGACAGGCCCAUAUGCAAUUUCUUGGUCGUUAAAAGCUAUUCUCGAACAAGAUGGUAGUAGAAAUUAUCCAUACAGAAUUCGUAGAUACAACGGCGACGUCGUUGCUGAUAAUUUCGAAUUUGGUUCGGAUAAAAAGGUGAUAGUUGCUUUGAAAGAUGACGUUUCUUUAUCGAAAGUGAAAUCCUUCAAACAGCCGAGCAAGGGUGUCUUGAUGCCAAAUUCCUCUCUCCAAGAUUUUUAUGGCUGA
Saccharomyces eubayanus is the source of this 2346-nucleotide messenger RNA. It is a transcript of the gene VID27, whose product is annotated as Vid27p. NCBI's taxonomy places the organism in Eukaryota, Fungi, Ascomycota, Saccharomycetes, Saccharomycetales, Saccharomycetaceae. Gene Ontology annotation, molecular function: protein binding. The record is from RefSeq and is a predicted model, not a curated record. The transcript has a single exon. The coding region runs from base 1 to 2346 and encodes 781 amino acids. Gene Ontology annotation, cellular component: nucleus; cytoplasm.